This is a messenger RNA of Symbiodinium necroappetens, 405 nucleotides long. The record is from the annotation of a GenBank genome assembly. Lineage: Eukaryota; Dinophyceae; Suessiales; Symbiodiniaceae.
AUGGGCCUUCCACUGAAGGAGCUCCGAAGAUUGAAGGACCAGUUUCAGGAUGAGGAAGGUCAGCCAGUCAAGCUGGACGAAGAGCAGUUUGUUGAUGCACUGCUCUCCCGGCUGACGGGCUCCAUGUCAACAUCACAAGCCGAGCGGCGGCGGUGGGAGGGAGAGCUCCGGACCUUGUUCAAGAAGAUCGAUGCCAGUUGCUCCCAAAGCGUAACCUGGGAGGAGUUCACGAACUACAUGCUCUUCCAUGCUCCGGGCUUCAACUCUUCAGAUGGCGCUUGCGAGCCGACCCACAACGCUGCAGCCGAAGCGUUGGCGGGCGCCUGGCAGUGUGGCCACAUGGACCGCUACAUUCACGAAGCGCGAGAUUCGAAGUCACCUUUCAUGCAUCCUCCAUGCUCGUAG